AUGACUGAGAUCCGCAUGUCGCUUGAUCAGCUAGCGGAAGCACUAGGGGACGAGGAAGAAGAGGACGAUGGCCUAGAGGACGAUGGCCUAGAGGACGAUGGCCUAGAGGACGAUGACGAAAGCAUCGUGCAUGUGCAUGACGACCAGGUUGCAGACACCCAGGCGAUGAUUCAGGAGAUGGAAAUCAAGGAAGACGACGUCGACAUGGACAGUGGUGAUGAGGAUGUUGCUGCCAGUCGCGCGAGCCAUGUCCAGAUCCAGCCCGUCAAAGAGCCGUUGCCUAGUACUGAGAAGUAUAAACCGCCUCAUCUGAGGCCAUGGUCGAUGGUCGACCCGACCUACGCUCGACACCGUCCUCCCGCAGUCUCCGCACCCAAGCCUCCUCCUGCAGCCUCCGCGCAAAACAUUCCUUCUGCGACCUCCAGGCCGAGUGGAAGGAUCUGUCACGCACUAAGUAGCCGAUGCAAUGGCUCGAGGAAGUGCGUUAGGAGUGGUACAGGAUACAAGAGUCACAAUGGUGACGAGGACAUGCAUGUAUUGAGGGCCGAUGCCCCUGCAGCACAGCACAUCACAUUGCUCGACAGGCGCAGGCGCGGACAUGUGGUUUACGCGCCUCGCCGGAACUCGCCUACUAGUCAGUUUUGCAGCGGGACCCUGCUUUGCUCACGUGGACAUUACUACUACUAUGUACCUGCUUUGGACUCUGCUGGUGCUCCACUAUCACAAGCCAUGGAUGCGCGCAUCGUCGCAUCUUCUGACACGACACACGACAUCAACGUCACCCAGCAAUAG
This is a messenger RNA of Bipolaris victoriae FI3, 792 nucleotides long. RefSeq lists its product as hypothetical. The coding region runs from base 1 to 792 and encodes 263 amino acids. The transcript is spliced from 4 exons. The record is from RefSeq and is a predicted model, not a curated record. Lineage: Eukaryota; Fungi; Ascomycota; Dothideomycetes; Pleosporales; Pleosporaceae.